This is a messenger RNA of Austrofundulus limnaeus, 3053 nucleotides long. RefSeq names its product solute carrier family 12 member 2 (gene slc12a2l). Lineage: Eukaryota; Metazoa; Chordata; Actinopteri; Cyprinodontiformes; Rivulidae. Gene Ontology annotation, molecular function: sodium:potassium:chloride symporter activity; ammonium channel activity. The record is from RefSeq and is a predicted model, not a curated record. Gene Ontology annotation, cellular component: apical plasma membrane. Gene Ontology annotation, biological process: chloride transmembrane transport; potassium ion homeostasis; cell volume homeostasis.
GAGCCGUUUGAGGACGGCCUGGCCAAUGGAGAGGAGCCAUCAGCAGCCGAGGAGGCGGCAGCUUUGAUGGCCAAGGAGGCAAAAGGAGGAACCGUCAAGUUUGGUUGGAUCAAAGGAGUCCUGGUGCGCUGCAUGCUGAACAUCUGGGGGGUGAUGCUCUUCAUCAGAAUGUCCUGGAUCGUUGGACAGGCUGGAAUUGGAGGCGCGUACUACCUGAUCUCCAGAAGUCUGGGUCCUGAAUUCGGCGGAUCCAUUGGUCUCAUCUUCGCCUUUGCGAACGCAGUGGCCGUGGCCAUGUACGUCGUUGGCUUUGCUGAGACCGUUGUCGAGAUGCUGAACGAUGUCGACGCUCUGAUGACCGAUGAGCUGAACGACAUCCGGAUCGUUGGGACUCUGACCAUCAUCCUGCUGCUGGGGAUCUCUGUGGCCGGCAUGGAGUGGGAGGCCAAGGCCCAGAUCGUCCUCCUUGUAAUCCUGCUGGCAGCCAUUGUCAACUUCUUUUUAGGAACCUUUAUGCCAGCAGACAACAAAGAGCCCAAAGGAUUCUUUGGCUACCAAGCUGCCAUCCUCUUGGAGAACUUUGGUCCAGAUUUCAGAGACGAGGAGACGUUUUUUUCUGUGUUUGCCAUUUUCUUCCCUGCAGCCACCGGGAUCCUGGCCGGAGCCAACAUCUCCGGUGAUCUCAUUGACCCUCAGUCUGCAAUCCCUAAAGGAACCUUGCUGGCCAUCCUCAUCACAGGAGUCACCUACGUGGCCGUUGCUAUCUCCACAGGUUCCUGUAUCAUUAGAGAUGCGACCGGAGAUCAGAACGACACGGUGAGCGACACGGUGAACUGCACCGACGCCGCCUGCAAGCUCGGAUACGACUUCUCCAUCUGCAAGGAGGGCGGCUGCCAGUUCGGCCUGAUGAACGACUUCCAGGUGAUGAGUCUGGUGUCUUUCUUCAGUCCUCUCAUCACUGCAGGGAUUUUCUCAGCCACGCUCUCCUCAGCUCUAGCUUCUCUGGUCAGCGCUCCCAAAGUUUUCCAGGCUCUGUGUAAGGACAACAUCUACCCAGGUCUGGGUGUGUUUGCUAAAGGAUACGGUAAAAACAACGAGCCUCUGCGUGGUUACGUCCUCACCUUCUGCAUCGGCCUCGCCUUUAUCCUUAUAGCUGAGUUGAACAUCAUCGCUCCCAUCAUCUCUAACUUCUUCCUGGCGUCGUACGCUCUCAUCAACUUUUCUGUUUUCCACGCCUCCAUGGCCAACUCACCAGGUUGGCGUCCCAGCUUUAAAUACUACAACAUGUGGGUGUCUCUGGCGGGCGCCAUCCUGUGCUGCGUUGUGAUGUUUGUCAUCAACUGGUGGGCCGCCCUCGUCACUCUGCUCAUCGUCCUUGCGCUCUACAUCUACGUCAGCUACAAGAAACCAGAUGUAAACUGGGGUUCUUCUACUCAGGCUCUGAUCUACAACCAGGCUCUAACACACUGCCUGAACCUCUCCGGAGUGGAGGACCACGUCAAAAACUUCAGGCCGCAGUGUUUAGUUCUGGCCGGUUAUCCAAACUCCCGUCCGGCUCUGCUGCAGCUGGUUAAUUCUUUCACUAAGAACGUCAGCCUGAUGGUCUGUGGCCACGUCAGGACUGCGUCUCGUCGACCAAACUUUAAGGAGGUGUCCCAGGAUUAUGCUCGCUGUCGGCGCUGGCUCAGCAAGAAACGCAUCAAGGCCUUUUAUGCUCCUGUGUUUGCCGACAACUUGAGACAAGGGACACAGCUGCUCCUGCAGGCUGUUGGUUUGGGUCGCCUGAAGCCCAACACGCUGGUCAUGGGGUUCAAAAACAACUGGAGCGAUGGAGACAUGAGAGACGUGGAGAAUUACAUCAACUCUAUCCAUGACGCCUUUGACCUCCAGUUUGGAGUGGUGAUCCUCAGACUUCAGGAUGGACUGGACAUCUCUCACAUUCAGGGGCAAGAUGAGCUUCUAUCGUCCAGCGAGAAGCCACCAAAAAGCAGCAAAGAUGUUCAGAUUUCUGUCAGUUUGGUUAAAGACUCUGAUUCUGACUCCUGUCCUUCAAAAACCACCAGCAACCAAAGCAGCCCGCUCAUCUUGAGAGAUACCAAAUCUCCUCUGAGUCUGACUGACCAGCGUCUCUUGGAGAGCAGCCAGAUGUUUAAGAAGAAACAGGGUAAAGGAACCAUCGACGUCUGGUGGCUGUUUGAUGAUGGAGGUCUGACUCUGCUGAUCCCAUACCUGCUGACCACCAGGAGCAAGUGGGGCGACUGCAGGAUCAGAGUCUUCAUCGGUGGAAAGAUUAACCGAAUUGACCACGACCGCCGAGCGAUGGCCACGUUGCUCAGCAGGUUCAGAAUCGACUUCUCUGACAUCAACGUCCUCGGAGACAUCAACGUGAAACCUAAAAAACACAAUAAGCUGAGCUUUAAGGAGCUGAUCGAGCCGUACAGACUGAGGGAGGACGACAUGGAGCAGGAGGCUGCGGAGAGGCUGAAGGCUCAGGAGCCCUGGAGGAUCACUGACAACGAGCUGGAGCUCUACAAGGCCAAGACCAACCGUCAGAUCAGGCUGAAUGAGCUGCUGAAGGAGCACUCCAGCACCGCCAAGCUCAUCGUCAUAAGCAUGCCUCUGGCCAGGAAGGGCACCGUGUCCAGCGCCCUCUACAUGUGCUGGUUGGAGACUUUGUCCAAAGACCUCCCACCUCUGCUGCUGGUCCGAGGAAACCACCAGAGUGUCCUCACCUUCUACUCAUAACACACAAACACCACACAUACUCUGUCCACACACAGACACACACACAGCCGUUACCUGCACAACAACAGAAGAAUGAUCAGGCUUCGGGUUUUUUGCUGCGAGGAGAUAAAUAUUUCUGCAUUUUUGUUACUAACAAAACAAUAAACAGAGACAGCAUGAUGUUUUCUUAACACCAGGCUGUUUGCUGAAUUCUUUGUGCUUUAAAUGAAGGAAAAUUAACACCAGAAAGCGUUUAUUAUUUUUUAAAUAAUUCAGAAUGUAUGGUCUUAUUUAUACUUUUUUGUUUGUCUCUUAACUUUGUUUGUACA